This is a messenger RNA of Suillus subalutaceus, 957 nucleotides long. RefSeq lists its product as uncharacterized. Lineage: Eukaryota; Fungi; Basidiomycota; Agaricomycetes; Boletales; Suillaceae. The record is from RefSeq and is a predicted model, not a curated record. Bases 1 to 957 code for a protein of 318 amino acids. The transcript has 3 exons.
AUGGAUGUUUCUUCCACUUCUGAUGAUGAAAUAACCCUCUUGAGCACUUGGGCCCUGACUGUCACUCAUGUGGCACGUGAUUAUACAGAACAGAAAUUCAUUGCAGAGAAGACAGGAGGAGCCCCAGUUAUACCUUCUAUGAACCUAGACACUGAUCUGGUGAUGGCUUGUGAUCGAUUGGUUGAUCGGCUCAUAAAGGCAUAUAAAAAUCCCAUUCGGAUGCCAAUUGAUAUUGCAAGAUAUAGCAAAUUGAUCUCCCCGAAGGACAUGGGGCAUAAUGAAGAGAGAGAGGAAAAGUUGCUCGAGAGAUGUCCUCCUGGCUAUGAGGGCACAAAGUUGAUUGACAUACCUGCGACAAUUCUUGAUGCAUCCGGUGCCAUCAUCGCAUGGUACCUCCCAGACGCCUUGACCGAUGCCACCCAGAAUCAGUCUGAUCUGGAGGUAUCUGCAUCAUUGAAGGGACCAUCUUCCAAGAACAUUCUCAAAGCCAUUGCGAGGCCGGCAGCCAUUGCCACAGUGGCACUCAGGGUGAUGCAUCCUGAGCAGUACUGGGCAGGGUUGCAAGCCUUUGGGAGCCUCGGAGAAAAGGCACGAGACAAGGAACUGCCGAAGAUGUCAGAGACUCUCCAGUACUGGGCAACAGUGUUUAACAGCCUCACCGUCAUAUGCAAUCGGGAAACCCUGAAUCAUCGAGACCCCUCAUCAAUUUCCAAAUGCUUCGAUAUUCUCACUAGUGUGGGGAAUUAUUCUAAUGCUCGGAUGAGUAUGCCAAGCCUUCAGCUGGAGUUCAGGUACAAUCUGGGGUGCAUGAUUGAGUUUUCGGGAAGGAUUGUCAGACAUGGGGUUCAUGCAGUGGAAGGAGAUCAGAUUGCCUGGGCAUGGUAUAUGAGGGAUGCUGUUCAUAUUUAUGCCGGGAUUCCGUCGUGUGGAUGGGCAAGGUUGGAUUGGAAGAAGUAG